AUGGCCUCCACCACGGGCCACGAGCCUGAGUGGAGCGCCGUCAAGGUCCGGCAGACCUUCAUCGAGUGAGUCUCCACGGCCAUCCCUACCCCAUCGCUCAUAUCCAUCCCUCGACUAUGGAGAGAAGAGAAGCACGUGAGCCGGACUCGCAGCAACAAAUAAAUAAUUAUCCGAGAUACGCCACAGCCACACGGAGCCUUGCAGUCAGCGCACAUGCAGACACGCUAAUCCUGCCAAUAGCUACUUCCAGCAGAAUGGCCACACGUUCGUCCCGAGCAGCAGCGUUGUCCCGCUUUCGGACCCCACCCUUCUCUUCACCAAUGCUGGCAUGAACCAGUACAAGUCCAUCUUCCUGGGAACUGUAGAUCCAAACUCGGACUUCGCGAAGCUCAAGCGCGCAGCCAAUUCGCAGAAAUGCAUUCGUGCCGGUGGCAAGCACAACGACCUGGACGAUGUCGGCAAGGACUCAUAUCACCACACCUUCUUCGAGAUGCUGGGGAAUUGGUCCUUUGGCGAUUACUUCAAGAAAGAAGCCAUCACCUACUCCUGGGAACUUCUCACCAGGGUCUACGGUCUUCAGCCUGAUCGACUGUAUGUCACCUACUUCGAGGGCAAGAAGGAUGCUGGACUCGAGCCGGACCUGGAAGCCAAGGAGUUUUGGAAAGCGGUGGGCGUCCCCGAAGACCACCUCCUGACCGGCGACAUGAAAGACAACUUCUGGGAGAUGGGCGAUCAAGGCCCAUGCGGUCCCUGCUCAGAAGUCCACUACGACCGCAUCGGCGGUCGCAAUGCUUCAGAUCUCGUGAACAAGGAUGAUCCCAACGUCAUUGAGAUCUGGAACGUGGUGUUCAUCCAGUACAACAGGGAGCCGGAUAAGUCGCUCAAGUCCCUACCCGCCAAGCAUAUCGACACUGGAAUGGGUUUUGAGAGAUUAGUGUCGAUUCUGCAGAACAAGUCGUCUAAUUACGACACAGACGUCUUCACGCCUCUGUUCGAGCGCAUACAGGAAGUGACGGGCGCAAGGGAGUACCGCGGCAAGUUUGGCGACGAGGACCCGGAUGGAAUCGACACCGCAUACAGAGUUGUUGCCGACCACGUUCGACUGCUCACAUUUGCUAUCUCGGACGGCGCACCACCGGAUGCCACUGGUAGAGGAUACGUUGUCCGCCGCGUGCUCCGACGAGGCGUUCGAUAUGCCAGGAAAUACUUCAACACCGAGAUUGGCGACUUCUUCUCCAAGAUCUUGGCUACACUGGUCGACCAGAUGGGCGGCAUGUUUCCCGAGAUCAAGAAGAAGUACGCCGAGGUUAAGGAGAUUCUGGAUGAGGAGGAGGUCAGCUUUGCCAAGACAUUGGACAGAGGAGAGGCCAUGUUCGAGAAGUAUGCCCAGCAAUGCAAGGUCAACGAUUCCAAAGUCCUCGCUGGGGCCGAUGUGUGGCGACUGUACGAUACAUAUGGUUUCCCUGUGGAUCUCACCAAGCUUAUGGCAGAAGAGCGUGGACUUGACAUCAACGAAGCUGAUGUAGAAGAGGCGCGACUGAAAGCUCGGGAAGCCUCCAAGGGCGAGAAGAAGGCUGGUGCUGAUAUUGUCAAGCUCACUGUGCACGACAUCAACGCUCUCGAGAAGAUGCCUGGUGUGCCGAAGACGGAUGACUCUUCCAAAUUCGAGAAGGGCAACAUUCACGCCAAGAUUAAGGCAAUCUACCACGGCGGCAAUUUCCUCCAAUCAACGAAGGAAGUACCUGAGGGCGAGCAAUUCGGAGUCGUCCUGGACCGCACCAACUUCUACGCUGAGCAGGGUGGACAAGAAGCCGACACGGGUCGCAUCCUCAUCGACGGCGAGGCCGAAAUCGAUGUGCAGAAUGUCAUGAGCUAUGCUGGCUACGUCAUGCACACUGGAUACAUGAAUUACGGUAGCCUUGACUUGGAGACCGAAGUACUCUGCCAAUACAGCGAGGAGCGGAGACAGCCGAUCCGCAACAACCACACUGGAACGCACAUUCUCAACUUUGCGCUGAGAGAAGUGCUGGGUGAGGAUGUCAACCAGAAGGGCUCGCUGGUCGCAGAAGAGAAGUUGCGCUUUGACUUCAGCCAUAAGGCGGGUUGCUCUGACAAGGAGCUGGUCGAGAUCGAAGACAAGAGCACGAGCUACAUCCGGCAGAACAGUGAUGUCUUCUCGAAGGAAGUGCCCCUGGCUACGGCAAGGCAGAUCGAAGGCGUGCGCGCUGUCUUUGGCGAGACAUACCCCGACCCUGUCCGCGUCGUCUCUAUUGGCGUACCGGUCGAGGACCUGCUGGAAGAUGUCAAGCGGAAAGACUGGCGAGACGUCUCGAUCGAAUUCUGCGGCGGAACACACGUCAAGAACACGACCGAGAUCAAAGAACUCGUCAUCCUGGAAGAGAGCGGCAUCGCAAAGGGCAUCCGUCGCAUUGUCGCCGUGACAGGAAACGCCGCGCACGAAGUGCAAAUCGAAGGCAAGAACUGGGAAGAGCGCGUCAAACACCUCGAGGGCAUGACAUACACUGCCGAAAGAGAAGCGCGAACCAAGGAAUGCCAGCACGAACUCGGCAAGGCGGAAAUCAGCUCCAUCGUCAAGAGCAAGCUUCGGGACCGCGUCGCCAAGGUUGUCAAGGAGAACCUAGACCACCAGAAGCGAGCGCAGAAAGAGGAGAACACACGCGUGCUGAAUGCCAUCCACGAGCAUUUCGAGAAGCAUCAGGAAACCAAGACGCUUGUUCUCAGCGUUCCGGUCUCCGCCGGUUCCAAGGCCGUCCAGGAGGCCAUCAAGACCGUGUCUUCCAAGCAGAAGGACAAGACGGUCUACCUCCUGGGCAAGUCCGACGAGGGCAAGGUUUUGCACGGAUGCCACGUCUCCGCGGAGGCGCAGGGCAAGGGCGCCGAUGCCGCCGCGUGGUCGAACGAGGUCGCCGGCGUUGUCGGGGGCAAGGCGGGGGGUAAGGGCGCUACGAGUCUCGGACAGGGCACGCAUGUGGACAAGGUGGACGAGGCCGUGGAGGCUGCGAGGAAGUAUCUGCAAGGGUUGAGUCUGUAG
This is a messenger RNA of Lecanosticta acicola, 3052 nucleotides long. NCBI's taxonomy places the organism in Eukaryota, Fungi, Ascomycota, Dothideomycetes, Mycosphaerellales, Mycosphaerellaceae. The record is from the annotation of a GenBank genome assembly.